Messenger RNA from Penicillium hordei, 1932 nucleotides. Its product is annotated as putative manganese ion homeostasis (Fr). The record is from RefSeq and is a predicted model, not a curated record. The transcript has 3 exons. Lineage: Eukaryota; Fungi; Ascomycota; Eurotiomycetes; Eurotiales; Aspergillaceae. Gene Ontology annotation, cellular component: endoplasmic reticulum. Bases 1 to 1932 code for a protein of 643 amino acids. Gene Ontology annotation, biological process: GPI anchor biosynthetic process. Gene Ontology annotation, molecular function: hydrolase activity.
AUGACACUCGCCUACCCACGCAACACGGGCGCUUCUCCCCUUCCCUCCUUCAACCAACAUCAGUCAUCGAGACCACAAAGUAUAUUCAGUCGCGUGUGGGACUCCAUCCCCCCAGCGGCAAAACAAUGGCUUCCCGGCAGUGUCAGUGGGAGAAUUGGCAGACAUCGGGAGAGUGAGGGGAUUAAGACAACGGCAGUCGACCUUGUCAAACGAAUCUUUACGAUACCAAAUGCCAUUAUUUUGCUGUGGAUGUUCUCAAUUCGGUGGGGUGAACGGACCGUAUUUCAGGACAGCAUCAACAAAUGCCUUUGGGAUAGCUGGGAGGAAUGGCCUCAAGAUGCCACACCGCACCACAUUGCCUUUAUCGCUGACCCCCAACUCGUUGAUCCCCACACUUACCCCGGUCGACCAUGGCCUGUGUCGACUUUGACGGUCAAAUACACCGACCAAUAUAUGCGACGGUCAUUUUCCUUGAUACAAGAUCACCUUGAGCCGGACUCAGUGCUGUUUCUUGGGGACCUUUUCGACGGUGGCAGAGAAUGGGCCACGGCUACAAGCAGCAGCCCCGAAGCGCGGUGGAAGAAGUAUACGGACUCCUUUUGGAAAAAGGAGUAUGGGCGAUUUAUUAAAAUAUUCUUGGACCCGUGGGAGAAAUUAGUGAAGCCACCUGUUGAUGGACGAGGGCGCAGAAUGAUUGCUAGUCUACCUGGCAAUCAUGAUCUUGGGUUCGGUAACGGCAUCCAGGAACCCGUCCGCAAUCGCUUUGAGUCCUUUUUUGGAAACCCCAACCGCGUCGAUGUCAUUGGGAACCAUACUUUUGUUUCAGUAGACACUCCCUCGCUGAGCGCGAUGGACCAGCCUGAUCCAUUGACGGGCAGCUCCCCGACAGCCAGCGAUCAAAAUCGUCCCAUACGCCCGAUCUGGAAAAACGCAGAUGAUUUCUUGGAUAAGAUGGCCAUCCACAAGGCGAAAGCGGAGACGGAUGAGCUGCGAACGCUGCAAAACCAGACUGAGGGGCAUACUAUAUUCGACUACCGUAUUGUCGACGCUGUCGACCCCGCCAUCCAUCAAAAGCCUCAGCCAGCAGGUGUCGGCUUUCCUACUAUUAUCCUCACACACGUCCCUCUCUACCGCAAGCCAGCUACUCCAUGUGGUCCUCUUCGCGAACGCUAUCCGCCCUCUUCAUUGGACGAGGAGCUGGCGGAGGACGAGCCUAACUCUCUGAAAAUUGCCGGAGGCUAUCAGUACCAGAAUGUCCUAACGCAGACUGUUUCCACCGAAUUGGUUUCCAAGGCAGGACCCAACGUCGUCCAGGUGUAUUCCGGCGACGACCAUGACUACUGUGAAGUGUCCCAUCGGGAAUUCAACGGCUCGCCCAAUGAAAUCACAGUCAAAAGCAUUUCCUGGGCGAUGGGAGUCCGCCAACCGGGGUUCGUACUGACCAGUCUGUGGAAUCCAAUCGACCCCAAGACAGGCAAAGCCACCCAGGACGGAUCACCACCCACUAUCCAAAAUCACCUCUCGUCUCCGUCCUCCUCCUCCAUUCCAUCUACCGCAUCCUCUACACCCCAGAACCAUCUCCAUCUGGCGCCCUUCUUCCCUCUCACCGAGCGCCGCUCUCUCCCACACCAUCAGUACCACACCUCCGGCGCGUCCAGCUCCACCCUCUCAUCGGCGGGUAGCCUAGCCAACCGCAAUGGCAUGAUAGCCUCCACCCGCUACCCCGGCACUCAAUCCCCGCAAGAUGCUUACCGGGGCACAGACGAUGACUCCGAAACCGUUUCCUCGAAGGAUAAGGCUGCAUGGCGACCCGCCUUGGCUACCCGCUCCCGAUCGACGGCAUCCCUCAUUAUCCGGGAUCUGUAUCAAUCCGUCAAGUUUGUGGCGCAAGUGGUGCUGACUGUGUAUUUCAUCCUGAUCUGGCGCUGGUAG